Molecule: messenger RNA, 1335 nt
Organism: Saprolegnia parasitica CBS 223.65
Lineage: Eukaryota; Oomycota; Saprolegniomycetes; Saprolegniales; Saprolegniaceae
Exons: 1
Coding region: 1-1296 (431 amino acids)
Biological process (GO): regulation of gene expression
Cellular component (GO): nucleus
Molecular function (GO): chromatin binding
Source: RefSeq, a predicted model, not a curated record
AUGCGAAGCCGCAGCCGCAGCCGAGGCCGCCGCAGCAGCAGCCGCGAUCGUCGCCCCACGCGCGAGGCCAAGCGAUCGCGCGACCGCAAUGACAACGUCGAUCAGUUUGGCCGCUCGCGGGACAGUCGGCGGUCGCGCGACCGCGGCGAGGACAGCGGCCGUGGGCGGGACCGAUCGCCCCGUCGCCGCGAGUCCGAGCGCGGCCGAAGCAGCGCAGAUCGACCUGACACGUCGGAUCGCAAUGCACGACGAUCCGUUGACCGCAACCGCAGCCCGCGAUCGACCAAGCCGCCAGCCCACGAUGGGCGAAGCAGCGGUGGCAUGAGCAAGUACGGCAGCAGUCUCUCGUCUCGCCCGUCAGCGGCCUACGGCGGGUCGAUGGACUCGGACUACUACCAAGCGCGCAUCGACGAACGCAAGGCCAAAGUGUUUAGCAUCUGGUCGACGUUUCCGAGUCCGCCGUCGCCGCCACCCAAAGCCAAGAAAGAGCCCGAGAAGCCCUCGCGUCGGUCGCCGUCGCCUGCGCCGUCGUCGUCGUCCUCGGAAAGCAGUGACGACGACCGCCGACGCAGCAGUAAGAAGUCAUCGUCGCGCAAGACGUCGUCGGCCAAGGCAAAGAAGAAGAAGAAGUCGUCGUCGUCCAAAAGCAAAAAGUCGUCCAAGUCGUCCUCCAAGAAGCGUCGACGCAGCCCGAGUCCAAGCAGCAGCAGCAGCAGCAGUGACAGUAGUAGCAGCAGCGACGAGAGCGACGUGCAUACCAACCAGCCAUCGUCGUCGCCGCUCAACGCUGCCGACGCCCUCGAAGCCAGUCAGUUUCGCGAGGCUGUCCAAGGCCACCACGCCGCCGCGGCCCUCGACGACGAGCCCGAGGUCAUUGGACCCAUGCCCAUGCCGGACGGCGACAGCGGCGGCAAGGGCGGUGGCUCGUACGGUCGCGACUUGCUGCCGGGCGAAGGCGCGGCCAUUGCGCAGUACGUUCAGAAGAACAUGCGCAUUCCUCGGCGCGGCGAGGUCGGCUGGAGCGGCAACGAGAUCGAGUCGCUCGAGACGGCGGGGUACGUCAUGAGUGGGUCGCGCCACCAGCGCAUGAACGCCGUGCGUAUCCGGAAGGAGAACCAAGUCUACUCGGCCGAAGAGAAGCGCGCGCUCGCGCUCAUCAACUUUGAAGAAAAGCAGCAGCGUGAGAACAACGUCAUGGCCGAGUUCCGGACCAUGCUCACCGAGAAGCUCACCAAGAAGCACGGCGCGCUCGUCGUCGAGGAGCGUCAGGACGACGUGGUCCUGGACAAGGAGUAGAGAUCCAUCGAUGCUCUUAAUACACACACUACUGCCACC